Harmonia axyridis is the source of this 2049-nucleotide messenger RNA. Its product is annotated as synaptic vesicle glycoprotein 2B-like. The record is from RefSeq and is a predicted model, not a curated record. Bases 199 to 1809 code for a protein of 536 amino acids. The transcript is spliced from 11 exons. Gene Ontology annotation, molecular function: transmembrane transporter activity. Lineage: Eukaryota; Metazoa; Arthropoda; Insecta; Coleoptera; Coccinellidae. Gene Ontology annotation, biological process: transmembrane transport.
AAUGGAAAUUUAUUGAAAAUUUGUUAUCUCAUACAUAAAUAUACUCUUAAAAUAUACUGAAUUGAUUCUUUCCCAGAUAUAAUCUUAUGAUAACAUCUGGAGGUAAACUUCUGAACAAAUACUUUGCCAAAUGAUGAUGCAAAACGUAUUACAAUUAAUGCAGUUAUUCGAGAUUAAAAGUGAUGUUCUCUCAUCAAGAUGUACAAAAAACAUCGUGGAAGCACUGUUAGUGUCAUUUGUAAACACGUGAAUCAACUAAAUUUCAAGGAAAAAUGUCAACAGGAAGACUUGGGUGCAGCAGAUUUCGAGGAAGCAAUAUCAGCUACUAAAUUUGGAAAAUUCAACUUGAUCCUCAUACUUAUAGCAAUUCCUUCAGGAUGGUCUUCCAUUUUCGAGACCACCACCAUGUCUUACGUUUUCCCAGCUGCGCAGUGUGACCUUAGCCUUUCUUUGGGAGAUAAAGGAGUUCUGAAUGCUGUUACAUACAUAGGAAUGAUUUCGAGUGCCUUCAUUUGGGGCUAUCUCUGUGAUACUCUAGGUAGAAAAAAAUUAUUGUACAUAGGAUUUUUUCUGGAUAGUUUAUUUGUUGUCAUGAGUUCAUUUUCACAAACUUUGACCCUCUUAAUGAUAACAAAGUUUUUAGGAGGAUUUAUAAUAAACGGACCCUUUGCUGCCCUAACAUGCUAUUUAUCAGAAUUUCAUUGUGCCAAAUAUAGAGCAAGAGUACAAAUGGUCCUAGGUAUAAUUUUCAGCGCUGGUACAAUAUGUUUACCACUCCUAGCAGCCCUUAUUCUACCUGAAGAAAUAGAUAUCGUUUUGUUUGACUAUUUCAGAAUACAUUCUUGGAACGUCCUACUUCUAGUAAGCGCUUUUGCGCCUUUGCUGGGUGGUGUUGUCUUCUUCUUUUUACCAGAGAGUCCAAAGUUUUUGAUGUCAAUAGGUAGAAACGAAGAAGCGCUCAAUGUUAUGAAGAAGGUUUACAGCUUGAAUACAGGAAAACCUGCAGAAACAUAUCCGAUCAAAACACUGAUAGAAGAGACGAAAGCAAAAGAGAACAAGACUGCUGAUGGUGAGGUCCAAAUAUCUGAAAAAACAUCGAGAAAAACUUUUUCACAGGGGUUCUCACAGCUGAAGCCAUUAUUUGCUCCUCCAUUGCUGCAAAACAUUCUUCUGGUAUGCUUAUUGCAAAUGAUGCAAAUGAUGAGCUUGAAUACCUUAAGAUUAUGGCUUCCCCAAUUAUUCCAAGCAAUACACGACUAUGAAUAUUACAAUAAUAAUACUUCCGCUGACCUUUGCACCAUGUUGGAAACAAUAAGGCCAAAAAAUGUUACUGCUACUACUGAAUGUGUGGUUAAUACGAACCUUAAAGUUUAUGUGAAUGCAAUGAUAGUUUCUACUGUUACUUUAUUUGGGUAUAUUGUUGCUGGUUCCCUGAUAAAUUAUCUUGGAAAGAAAAAACUUAUUUUCAUACUAGGGUUUUCUUCUGGCUUAUGUGGUUACAGUAUGUAUUUUGCACAAAGUUCUGAAGCCACCCUGGUAAUUUCAUCACUUUUCAUCGGACUGGGAAGUAUCAGUAUCAAUGUUAUACUGAGUGUUGUUGUGGACCUAUUUCCAACAUCUUUGAGAACUAUGACAGUGUCUGUUACAAUGAUGUGUGGUAGAUUGGGAGCCACUUCUGGCAAUCUUGUAUUUCCUACUUUGUUGAAAUCAGGUUGUGCUCCACCAUUUUUCACUGUGGGUACUGGCAUGCUAGGUGUGGCAUUGUUUUGCCUUCUACUUCCAAAUACCGACAUGAAAUCGCUACAAUAGAAGUUGCAGUUGAAUGAAAAAAUGCAGUAUUAGAUGAAAAGGUAGACAAAAGAUAUAUGGCACCUUGUUUUUGUGUGGUCCCUUUUUGGAAUGCAUUUUAGGUCCGCUUUUUGACCUCUCCAAGAUGAAAUUCUUGGAAGAUCUUUAGGGGAGUAAACCUCUACAUGUGAAUCUCUCAGGUUGCAUUUCUACAUUUAUACAGGGUUGUACGAAUAAAAGAAAUAAAUGAUUCUUUUUCUA